GCAUCCAUGGCUUGUCCGGUUUGACAAGUCAUACUCAUCCAGCAUCUGGUCAGAUCUCCCACCCAUUCAGGAACAUCUCUCUCUACUUUCUCUCUCUAGACUUACAUCAUCACAAGGCACAUGGCUUUCAAAUCUGCAAAGCUUUGCAGUAAAAUUCCAUUAGCCCUAGAAUUCAAAGCUAGGGUUUGCUCUCUGAAGAAAAUCAAGAGAGCAGCAAUGGGUAAGCCGGCGAAGUUCCCAGGCAUCACUGAGGAAUUGCAGGCGAUCUUGGAGGCGAACAUGGACCAAGCGCCGGCGAGGCGUCGCGCUCGUGAAGCAUUCAAAGAUACUCAGCUGUCAAUUGAUUAUUGCUUGUUCAAGACGCCAUAUGAUGGGUUAAAGAUGGAGGAGGUAUAUAAGGUGAACUCUAGAGGCUUGGAAAUUUUCACAAAGAGUUGGCUUCCGGUUUCCUGUCCUCCCAAAGCAGUGGUUUGUUUUUGUCAUGGUUAUGGAGACACUUGCACAUUUUUUGUCGAAGGAAUUGCUAGGAAGUUAGCAUCAUCUGGAUAUGGAGUUUUUGCAAUGGAUUUUCCAGGAUUUGGUCUUUCAGAAGGUCUUCAUGGCUAUAUACCAAGCUUUGAAAGGCUGGUCGAUGAUGUCAUCGAGCACUACUCAGAAGUGAAAGAGAACCCAGAGUUCCGUGGUCUCCCAAGCUUCUUGUUUGGACAGUCUAUGGGUGGAGCAGUUGCUCUGAAGGUGCACCUGAAAGAACCCAACUCAUGGAACGGAGCCAUUCUUGUUGCACCUAUGUGCAAAAUUGCAGACGACAUGGUUCCACCAUGGUUAUUGACACAAAUCCUAAUUGGUAUAGCUCAAUUUCUUCCAAAGCAAAAGCUAGUUCCACAAAAGGAUUUCGCAGAUAUGGCAUUCAGAGACUUGAAUAAGAGAAAAUUGGCAGCCUACAAUGUUAUUGCUUACAGGCAUAAACCACGCUUACAAACUGCUGUACAGUUACUCAGAACCACCCAAGAGAUUGAACGACGAUUGCAAGAUGUCUCUCUCCCAUUGUUGAUCCUGCACGGGGAGGCUGAUGUAGUGACUGAUCCAUCCGUAAGCAAGGCUUUGUAUGAAAAGGCUAGCUGUUCGGACAAGAAACUCAACCUUUAUAUGGAUGCUUAUCAUUCCCUUCUUGAAGGCGAAACAGAUGAGAUGAUACUUCGAGUUUUUGGUGAUAUCGUUUCUUGGCUUGAUGAGCACAGCACAAAAGCCACUUCUUGAUCGGUUGCAGCUCUUCUUUCCCGAACCCACGGAGAUAAAAAGAAAAUCCUGGAUUGUUGUGAAUGAAAAAUAAAAAAGAAAAAGUAAAGAAAAGAAAAGAAAAGAACAUAAAUGUUGUUAUUGCACACGAAUCGUAUUGUGCAUCACAUCUGAAAUGUUAUUUAUAUGGACAGUGUAACUAUUUUUUGAAUAGGUUGUUAGAAGAUUUUUUUCAAUGCAUCCUGCAGUUGUUGCUUCGGGGUUCUCA
This is a messenger RNA of Cornus florida, 1504 nucleotides long. Its product is annotated as caffeoylshikimate esterase. The record is from RefSeq and is a predicted model, not a curated record. Gene Ontology annotation, molecular function: lipase activity. The coding region runs from base 121 to 1257 and encodes 378 amino acids. The transcript has 9 exons. Gene Ontology annotation, cellular component: membrane. NCBI's taxonomy places the organism in Eukaryota, Viridiplantae, Streptophyta, Magnoliopsida, Cornales, Cornaceae.